Molecule: messenger RNA, 1061 nt
Organism: Drosophila hydei
Lineage: Eukaryota; Metazoa; Arthropoda; Insecta; Diptera; Drosophilidae
Product: vitelline membrane protein Vm26Ab-like
Exons: 2
Coding region: 645-1061 (138 amino acids)
Source: RefSeq, a predicted model, not a curated record
UACACUCUCCAAAUGCAUUGAAUUAAUAUGCAAAAUAAUACCGAAAAGCGUUAAUUAUGACACAAAAUGUCCCAAUUCUUAAGCUGUAUGCCUAGCCUUAAGAACAAUCUGGCAACACUUUUUACAUGUAAACACAAAUCAAACAUAAGCCAAAUAUAACGUCGUUGAGCUAUUAAUUAACAUAAAAUUAAAAUGCAAUUCGUAUAUUGUGAUAUCGUUAAUCACACCAUUUAGUAGCGACAUUUGUUGUGCUACCGUUUCAGAGCGAGCGGUAUUACCCAUCUAGCGAGCCAUUUAGCUGCAGCUGAAGGUCAUGGCCGAGUCAAAUGUAACGGACGCCAAGCACGCAGACACAUUAAGUCCAAGCCAACAACAUUAUUUGCUGGCCAAGAAUUGCGCAUGCGCAACAUGGACAGCAUUGUCUUCGUCAGUUGCCAGUCGUUGACUUGGCAACCGUUGCGCGUGCCCCGCAUAGCCAAGCAGCUAACCAGGUAACUAGCCAGUCAGGCCCGAAAAAAAAUGAAAAGUGUAAGUGUUGACGCUUUGGCAUUUGGCUAUAAAAGCGCAGCGUUGUCUUCAAUUUGGCAUCACAAAUCAACUGGUCAUUCACUAGCUGACAACUAUCCAAAACCCAAGCAAUCAACAUGUUCAAAUACUUCGCCGUCUGCUUCUUCGCUGUUGUGGCUGUGGCUUCUGCUAAGCCCGGCAUUCUCUCUCCUUUGGCCUACACCGCACCAGCUGUGGUCGGCAGCGCCGCCUACGUGGCACCCUAUGCCUCCAGCUAUAGCGCUCAUCAGGUGGCCCAUAGCGCUGCCUUCCCAGCUGCCUACACUGCGCCCAUUGCUGCCGCCGCCUACACUGCUCCAGUUGCUGCUGCCUACCCCGCUCCUCUGGCUGCCGCAUACACCGCUCCUCUGGCUGCCGCCUACUCCGCUCCUCUGACUGCUGCCUACACUCGUUAUGCCGCUGCUGCUCCUCUGGCCUACAGCGCUCCUUUUGCUGCUCCUUAUGUGGCACGCCCCUAUGCCGCCGCCGCCGCCCCUCUCCUGCUGAAGAAGUAG